AUGUUCAUCGAUAACGAAGCUUCUUCUUCCAGAGUGUUUUCCAAUUUGUUUUUCUUUUUUGCCGGAAAUAUUGAAUUAAAGCCAUGUCUCUGCUUCAAAAACUAAGCAAAUCGGCGCUCCAGAUGGGCUCCUUCGUUGGCCGCCGGCGCAUGCCGGUGACCUUGCGCUUGCUGAGCGGAGAUACGGAGAAAACACCAACGGCGGAGGCGGUUGCUCCAGUGGAGACUUCGGCGGAAAGCAGCGGCAGCAAGGGCGGAUUUGCCCGUGCCUUCGACAAGUACACGGCUCCCGCCACGCCCGAGCAGCCACCGGAGGACAAUCAGACCUUUGCCUCCCUGCUAAGGAACUCGAAGUUCGUGGAUCUGGGCAGCGCCGAGGGCAAGGUAGUCAGCGGCAAGAUAUUCCAUGUUGUGGGCGACGAUCUCUACAUAGACUUUGGUUGGAAGUUUCAUUGUGUCUGCACUCGUCCAGCUCGCAAUGGCAGCGACUAUGUCAAGGGAGCCCGCGUACGUCUGCGCGUCAAAGACCUAGAGCUGUCGACCCGUUUUCUAGGCUCAUCCAAGGACAUCACCAUCUUGGAGGCAGACUGCCAGCUGCUAGGCCUCCUGUCCUCGCCCACCCGCCAGUCGACGGCCAGAACGGCGCCCAAGAUCGAAGACAUCCUUUAAAUCAUUUAUUCUGUGCAUUAAACCAAGGUUCGUUAAUCGUUA
Messenger RNA from Drosophila kikkawai, 710 nucleotides. RefSeq names its product mitochondrial ribosomal protein S28 (gene mRpS28). Gene Ontology annotation, cellular component: mitochondrial small ribosomal subunit. NCBI's taxonomy places the organism in Eukaryota, Metazoa, Arthropoda, Insecta, Diptera, Drosophilidae. The record is from RefSeq and is a predicted model, not a curated record.